ACGCCAGCAGGGGCGGACUGACCAUUUGGAAACUCGGGCACUGCCCGAGGGCCCGGGGUCAGUAGGGGGCCCCAUGAAAUGCCCCUGGUACCUUUUUCAUAGGUUUUUUUGAGUUUGGGCAAGGACACAGGGGCCCCAUGAUCCCCUAUUGCCCGGGGGCCCCAUGAGUUGUCAGUCCGCCCCUGGACGCCAUCCUCCUCAGCACUGCCUAUUAGUACCCAUCAGUGCCACCUAUCAGUGCCCAUCAUGGCUGCAUAUCAGUGCCCAU
This is a messenger RNA of Staurois parvus, 268 nucleotides long. The record is from the annotation of a GenBank genome assembly. Lineage: Eukaryota; Metazoa; Chordata; Amphibia; Anura; Ranidae.